Molecule: messenger RNA, 1773 nt
Organism: Lynx canadensis (Canada lynx)
Lineage: Eukaryota; Metazoa; Chordata; Mammalia; Carnivora; Felidae
Gene: PNRC1
Product: proline rich nuclear receptor coactivator 1
Exons: 2
Coding region: 142-1125 (327 amino acids)
Biological process (GO): nuclear-transcribed mRNA catabolic process, nonsense-mediated decay
Cellular component (GO): P-body; nucleus
Source: RefSeq, a predicted model, not a curated record
AUUUGUUGCUGCGCCGCCACCGCCCGAGCCAUGGUCCGCGCUCCACUCGGGCUCUCUUAGCAGCAGCCGCCGCCGCCGCCCUGUGAUCGCUGGCUUCACUUCCUCCUUCUCUUCUUGCUGAGCCACUUUCCUCCUAGAGCUAUGACCGUCGUCUCCGUCCCACAGCGGGAGCCACUUGUCCUGGGUGGCCGUCUUGCGCCCCUGGGCUUUUCCGCCCGCGGUUACUUCGGGGCCCUGCCGAUGGUGACCACGGCCCCGCCGCCUUUACCCCGGAUCCCGGACCCCAGGGCACUUCCUCCCACCCUUUUCCUCCCUCACUUCUUAGGGGGAGACGGUCCCUGUCUGACCCCGCAGCCUCGCGCCCCAGCACCUCUGUCCAACUGUAGUCUAGCUACGGCGGGAGGCACCCCUCGGGCAGCACCAAAGAAGCGGCGAAAGAAGAGGGUGCGGGCCAGCCCGGCGGGACAGCUGCCCAGCCGCUUCCAUCAGUACCAGCAGCACCGGCCGAGCCUCGAGGGCGGUCGGAGCCCCGCGACGGGCCCGAGCGGAGCGCAGGAAGUCCCGGACCAGGCCGCCAAUUUGGCCCCGGGUCCUGCGGCCGCAACCCAAACUGAGGAAGCGAGCCUUUUCCCUGGCCCGGUGCCGCCCGCGGUGCCCGGCCAACCCUCAUUCAGAAGAGAGGUUUUAAAAUCAAAGAUGGGAAAAUCGGAGAAAAUUGCCAUUCCCCACGGCCAGCUUGUUCAUGGUAUACACUUGUGUGAACAACCAAAGAUAAACAGACAGAAAAGCAAAUAUAACUUACCACUAACCAAGAUCACCUCUGCAAAAAGAAAUGAAAAUAACUUUUGGCAGGAUUCUGUUUCAUCUGAUAUAAUUCAGAAGCAGGAAAAAAAGCCUUUUAAAAAUACUGAGAACAUUAAAAAUAUGCAUUUGAAGAAAUCCGCAUUUCUAACUGAAGUGAACCAAAAGGAAAAUUAUGCUGGGGCAAAGUUUAGUGAUCCACCUUCUCCUAGUGUUCUUCCAAAGCCUCCUAGUCACUGGAUGGGAAGCACUAUUGAAAGUUCCAACCAAAAUAGGGAGUUGAUGGCAGUACACUUAAAAACUCUCCUAAAAGUUCAAACUUAGAUCUCAGAUUGCAGUAUGUCUGUAAAACAUUUUUUUUCCAAAAUCCCUGGACUCUUGAAAAGAAAAUUGGUACAGAAAUGGAAAUUUGCCUUGUAACAUACAAGUGCAAAGGAGUUUCAAAAAUUACAAACAACUUGUAUUAUAUUUUAUAUUUUGUAAAUACUGUAUACCAUGUAUUAUGUGUAUAUUGUUCAUACUUGAGAGGUACAUUAUAGUUUUGUUAUGAAAGUAUGUAUUUUGCCCUACCAAAUGGUAGGUGUUUUGUAUAUAUACAGUGGAGAAAUUUUAAGUGUGCUAAGGCACAUGGAAGACUGAUUUAUUUGCACAAGGUACUGAGAUUUUUUUUAAAGAAACAGCUGUCUAAUCUCAAGGUGAAGAUCUAAAUGUGAACAGUUUACUAAUGCACUACUGAAGUUUAAAUCUGUGGCACAAUCAUUGUAAACAUGGGGUUUGUUUGUUUCUCUAAAUUGAUUUUUGCCUUCUAAUCUGUAAUUACUGGAAAACUCCUAUUCCCAUUUUUACCAAACUUAAUUUCUGGGUUUUGGUUUAUCCAUUCAAAUUUAAAAUACCUCUAAUUUUAAUGCCAACAAAAUUGGUUGUAAUCAAAUUUUUAAAUAAUAAUAUAAUUUGGCCCCCCCUUUUAUACUA